AGAACACAUAGAACAGAACCUGCGCCCGCGCUCUGUACAAGUUGAUAACCUGAAACGACGCGUUUGUGAACUUGCUUUUGGUUUUCUAGUGCCGCAGAUAAGAACGAGGAGCCUUCUGAACAAAGGCAACAAUAGUCGGACUGAUUCCCUGCUGCGCUUAAAAGCGCUGUGAACUCAAUGCUGUGUACUUCAAUUGCAAUUAACAAUUGACAAUCGUCUCAACACAAGGCAGCGCUAGUGUUUACGCAAGGUGUUUGGUAAACAUAGUUAUCGGUAGCUCAAGAUUGCCACCAACCAGCAUAAACAUAAACACUCUACGCUCUACUCUUCACUCUUCACAUUCCUAUAAAAUCGUGACUGCCGCAUAGAAAAGGACGCAUUGCGUUUGGAAAGCUCAGCAAAGCACAAUGUACAAAACUUCGCCGGCAGUAAUUGUGCUGCUGCUGCUGCUGCAGUUGCUCAACUCUGGACAAGCUCUGGAGAACGGAUUGGCACGAACUCCACCAAUGGGCUGGAUGUCCUGGCAACGGUUUCGCUGCAUCACAGACUGCAACAAGUUUCCUGACGAGUGCAUAAGUGAACGCCUUUUCCGUCGACAUGCGGAUUUGCUUGCUUCCGAGGGUUAUGCUGAUGUGGGCUACGAAUACGUGAUCGUUGAUGAUUGUUGGCUGGAGAAGGCUCGUGACAAUAAAACAAACAAGUUGGUGGCUGAUCGCACGCGUUUUCCCAGCGGCUUGAAUGCUCUAGCUGAUCAUGUUCACAGCAGAGGUCUUAAAUUUGGGUUGUAUCAGGACUUUGGCACCCAUACCUGUGCCGGGUAUCCGGGUGUGAUCGAUCACAUGCAGCUCGAUGCCCAAACUUUUGCCGAUUGGGAUGUUGACUAUGUUAAGCUGGAUGGUUGCUAUGCCAACGUUACCGACAUGGCCGAAGGAUAUCCACAGUUUGGACGCCUACUCAAUGCCACUGGCAGACCAAUGGUUUAUUCCUGCAGCUGGCCUGCUUAUCUGGAAGACGCAUACCCGGACUAUGAAUCUUUAAUAAAACAUUGCAACCUGUGGCGCAAUUGGGAUGAUAUUGACGAUUCCCUGGAAUCGGUUUUCCAGAUUAUGGAUUACUUUGGGAAAAACCAAGAUAGUAUCCAGCCUCAAGCCGGCCCAGGACAUUGGAAUGAUCCCGAUAUGCUAAUUUUGGGCAACUAUGGACUAAGCUACGAUCAAAGUAAACUUCAGAUGGCUGUUUGGGCUGUGCUUGCGGCACCGUUAAUCAUGUCCAACGACUUGGCCAAGGUGGAACCGAGGGUCAAGGCCAUACUGCAGAAUCGAGAUGUCAUUGCUGUGAAUCAGGAUCCGUUGGGUAUCCAGGGUCGUCGUCUGCUCGCUAAACGAGAUAUUGAGGUCUGGCGCCGUCCCAUAACGCCCAAAAAUGAUGACCAGGAAUACUCCUUUGCUGUGGCCUUUGUCAGUCGUCGCACAGAUGGCGAACCUUAUGGCGUAACCUUCUCACUUAAAGAGUUGUUGCUGACAAACAGCAAAGGUUAUAGUGUUCAGGAUCUGUUUGAACCUAAGAGCAACUUGGGCGUUUACGAGGCAGACAGUCAAUUUUCAACGCGUGUGGUACCCAACGGUGUAACUUUCUACAAGUUUACAGCGCUGUGAAAAACAAACGCAGCUGCUAAUGAAGUAAUUAAAAUAUGCAAAUUUGUGGGCUGUCAUUCAGCUGGCAUCGAAUACGUUUGUCGAUAAGAAUAAACUUUUGUAAUUAAAUGAAGGAAAAAAAUAAGAAAAAACACAACGAAAAGCA
Drosophila nasuta is the source of this 1800-nucleotide messenger RNA. Its product is annotated as alpha-N-acetylgalactosaminidase. Gene Ontology annotation, cellular component: cytoplasm. NCBI's taxonomy places the organism in Eukaryota, Metazoa, Arthropoda, Insecta, Diptera, Drosophilidae. The record is from RefSeq and is a predicted model, not a curated record. Gene Ontology annotation, molecular function: alpha-galactosidase activity. The transcript is spliced from 11 exons. Gene Ontology annotation, biological process: oligosaccharide metabolic process; glycoside catabolic process. Bases 408 to 1655 code for a protein of 415 amino acids.